GUCUUUUUUAUAUUCUUUACCAUUUUCUUUCUUUUCAUCUGUCGGAACUUCUAAUGAGGAGACCUACAUAAUUUAAAAAACAUGAUUAUGUUUACGACAAACAUAUAUUUAAAAGUAAAAGCUGUGUGAUUUCAGAUUAGCGGGAUACUUGCGCCACCUUCAGGCGAGACGACAAAUAACAUCAGUUUCCUAGCAACAGCAGCAAGCUAAACAGUCUCGACCAUACCGCUUUUUGUUUAGCAGUGAACCUAAAUGUGCAUGUAGGUUGAAUUACCUGACCUCUGAAUGGGUAAAAAAGUCAAGAAAGAGUCUGAGUCCUUUGCUAAAGAUGUGUUUGACCCUCUGUCUAUCGAGAGCAAGAAUGCAGCAACAGCAGUCCUCAUGCUUAGUUCCCCUGAAGAAGACGUGUUGGCAAAAGCUUGUGAAGCCAUCCUUAAAUUUGCAGAGAAAGGUGAUGAGAAUAAGACUUCUCUGAUGGGUUUGGGGGCAGUUGAACCGCUCUCUCGUCUUAUAUCUCACGAGGACAAGGUUGUGCAGAGGAAAGCUGUCAUGGCCCUGGGGGUUAUGGCUUCAAACAGUGAAGUUAGAAAAGCUUUGAAGACACUGGAUGUGAUACCUGCAGUUAUCAGCAAGUUAUCUGACGAGGACAUUGUGGUCCUUGAGUUUGGCACUUUGUGUUUGGCGUCCCUGUCUGUGGACUUCUCAUUCAAGGUGCAGAUAUUUGACCAUAAAGGACUUGAACCUUUAAUUCAGCUCUUGCCCAACCCAGAUGCUGAUGUGAAGAAGAAUUCAGUGGAGUGCAUCUUUAAUCUUGUACAAGACUUUCAGAAUCGAGCGGCCAUGCACGUACUAAAUGGGUUCCCCCCGCUUCUGGAUCUGCUUCGCUCAGAGUUCCCUGUUAUUCAGCAGCUUGCCCUACGCACCAUAGAGACCAUCACCAGUGACAGUGAGAGUCAUGUUGCUUUUAGGAACGCACAGGGUCUCAACAGAAUCCAGGAGGUCCUCGCAACCAAAAAGUUUAGCGACCUGCAUGAGGUGGCUUUUAGGGUUAUCUCAAACUGUUUGGAAGACAGCGAGUCCAUGCAGCUUUUUCAAGAGAUGGGCGGCCUAGAGCAACUGCUGCAGUUUGUUGUCACACCCACAAUGCCUGAGGUGCAGGCUAAUGCAGUCAAAGCCAUAGCCAGGAUGGCACACAACGGUGAGAACAGAAAAAUCCUACAUGAACAAAAUGUAGAAAAGGCCCUCACUGACCUUCUUGUGGAGGAGAAUGACAACAUCCGCACAGCUACGUGCCAAGCUAUUGCCACCGUGAGCAAGAACCUGUCCAGCAGAGAGACUUUCAGAUGUUUGGAUGCGAUCAAGCUCAUCGUACAACUGCUGAACAGUGAGCGAAGUGAUUUAAGAACGGGCGCAGCAGAGGCCCUAUCCAGUUUGACUCAUAGCAGCAAGCUUAAUGCAUAUGCGGUGUACGAUGCAGAGGGCGACAAGCUUCUGGUGCAACAGCUGCGAGGCAGCUGCGCAGGAGCAGCUGUGCACUCGGCAGCGGCCUUGACAAACAUGGCAUCGCAGGAGGACCUGCGCAUGUGCAUUCUGGCCCAUGGAGCUAUGCCAGCCUUGGUGGGACUGCUACAAUCCACUGACAACCACAUACUUAUAAGUGCUACGCAGGCUGUGGCUGCACUAGCCUGUGAUGCUGAGGCCAGGUUGGAGCUGAGGAAUGUUGAAGGUCUGUCACAUUUAAUCAGACUGCUCAGAUCGAUCAAUGCUGAGGUUCGGAAGAAUGCCUGCUGGGCAGUUAGUGUGUGUGCAGAUGAUGAAAUAACUGCCAUAAAGUUGUGCAAUGAAGGAGCUCUAGAGGUACUCCAAGAAAUCAAUCUGUCAUCUCACCGUAAAAGCAAAUUAAGUGAGGUAGCACUGCAAAAACUUCUAGACAACAAUCUAUCAUUGAAAUAUAGUCUGACAGGACACCUGUCACCCACUGAUAUAGCCACUGAUGGCUUCUAUGACCCUGGACAGAUAAGAUCGGGUCAACGGGUUUCUACUUUAGAAGAUCUAUCAAAACAGGUUGUCAACCAACAUCGAGCCAUCAUUGCAGUUAAUGGAAAAACGCCAGAUGAGCCGAUUGCUAAAGGAACAGAUGAACGUAAACAGGACAGUCCAACAGAAACCGGCACCUCAUCAGUUAUGAGCAGCAAGCGAAGCAGUAAAACACCAAUUAAAAUGAAGGGAAAAGGUCAAAAAGAGGAAAAGAAGGAUGAAGAUGAUUUUAAGCCCCAGCCGGAUGUGGUUCUGGAGGAAACGUGGAAGCUACCAUACGAUGCUGAGUUUCAUAACCUUGUCCAAGAGGCAACCAAGUCUGUCUUGCCUCUUCAAGAUGAGGUUAAGAUGUAUAGCGCUUUAGCUGUGUUGGUGUGUGAUGCGAUGGGUGGACAGGUUGAGCCAGGGAAACAGCAUGACUUUCUGUGGGAACUUCACAUAAGUGAGCUGAAGCUUGAAGUCCAGUCCAACAUCAUUCCAAUUGGCAAGAUUAAAAAGGGCACUUACUACCACAGAGCACUGCUUUUCAAGAUUCUUGCUGAUAGAAUUGGACUGAGCUGCAGUCUUGUGAGAGGGCAAUACAAUCGUGCCUGGAACGAAAUCCUUCUUGUCAAAGGUGGAAAGAAACCUUGUGGUUACGCUCAGCCUGAGAGCUACAUCAUAGAUCUCAUGCACCAACCUGGCAACCUCAUGAAAAGCAACUCACCAGCAGCUCAAGCAUAUCAAAGCAUUUAAGGGAACUUACUGUACUUCAAAUGUGUAUUUAACUGAUUUUUUAUUUUAUUUUAUUUCCAUUACACAUUUUUUUUUGUGUGUGUUUACCAAAUACAGCCAAAUGUCCCCUCAAACUGGCAUACAGUUUUCUGUUUAGGGGUUGAGUUAACAAAAUUAUAAUAAAAGAUUUUGACAAAAAAUUACACACUACAAAAUCAAUGCAAAAUACAAUAUCAUAUUUUUAUUAUACUCAUUAAAAGUAAAGCAAAUACAUUUAUGUUGCCUCUCGUUUUUUGCAUAAACUUUACAGU
This is a messenger RNA of Paramisgurnus dabryanus, 3062 nucleotides long. RefSeq names its product armadillo repeat containing 3 (gene armc3). The record is from RefSeq and is a predicted model, not a curated record. Gene Ontology annotation, molecular function: protein binding. NCBI's taxonomy places the organism in Eukaryota, Metazoa, Chordata, Actinopteri, Cypriniformes, Cobitidae.